AUGGCAACUAGUGAUACAACACCAUCGUGGGAGGAUCUUAUCAAGUCUAAGGAACAUAAUAAAUUAAAAUCAUGUACUUGUAAAAUUUAUAAUCAUCAAACGCAAGUCUCUCAGAACAAUUCCAAUCAAUUAUGUUCUUGUGGUCGUUUAAUUCAUCGUCAUAGUUUUAGUGAUCAGAAUCCACAACAAGAAACAGGAAAAUAUAAUCUUUCUAAGAAUCCUACGCAAUUUAGAUCUGAAGAUUCCACUACAGUUCCUAUCACCAUAUAUGGAAGAUUAAAACCUAAUGGUUGCAAAUUUAUUCGACUAGAUAUCAAAACUCCUAUGCAGUAUAUUUAUAACUUGCUUGUUGGUGAUAGUGGGAGCACGGAGCAUAAACCAGAUUUAAUACUAAGUCUCUAUGGUGAUUCAAAAUCUUUUACUAUGAUACAAAAACUUCCGAGAGAAAUUAUAUGUAGUAUUGUCGAUGCUGCUAUGACAGCCGAUGGUUGGAUUUUAACUGAUGGUGUUAAUUGUGGUGUAUCAAAAUUAGUUGGUGAAAGUCUAUCUCAUUAUCAUUUAUUAAGAGAAUAUUCAAAAAAAGCUAAAUGUAUUGGAUUAACAAUGUGGGGAACAGUCAAUGAAAGUACUCGUUUUAAACUUAAAUAUGACAGCAAGAACUAUAAAAGAGGCUUACUUCAUCGACAAGUUCCUGAUAAUGUUGAAGAAGGUCUAGAAACAAUCGAAAAAAAUCAUACACAUUGUAUUUUAUUCGAUGAUGGUACAUUGAAUGCAUAUCGUGACGAUUCAUCUCGACAUAAAUUAAUUAUAACAGCAUGUCAAAAUAAAAAUCAUACAUGUUAUGCUGUAACAAUUAUGUUUGGAGGAGAUAUAGAUACAAUUGAAAAGCUUCGCUAUGAUAUUGAAGCAGAACGACCGAUUGUGUUGAUUGAAGAAAGUGGUUGUUUAGCUGACUUACUUGUUUCAUUGAUCAAACGAACUGCUGAUUCGAAUGAGCAUCAGCAAACUAUUCCAACACAUGAAGAAAUUAAACAACAAGUAAAGUCCACCUUUCCGAAUCUUGAUCAAUCAACUAAUCUUGACAUGUCGAAUAACAUAAAUAAAAUAUUAGACAAAAAAAAUCGUCAUCUAUUGAAUGUCUUUUCUUUGAAUCGUGAUAAAAACAUAGCACAAACAAUUUUUAAAGCGAUCGUUAAAGUUAAAAAUAAGCAAUAUGAAACAAAUACUGUUAAUCAUAGAAAAGACGAUGAACAAAAUCGAAACAAACAAUAUCAAAAGGACCUAAAAAAGUUAAUAGAUUUAGCAGUUGAAUGGAAUUGUAUAGAUGGAGCUUUACUAAUAUUACAAUCAAGACAAAAUUUUAUGAAGAAAACAGAUCAUGUAAUUAGUAUGAAUCGCCCAGCAUUUGUGGCAUAUUUUCUUGCUAUUGAUUUUGAUAUACGUACUCUAAUGAAGACACAAUAUAAAGGAUCGAUUCAAAAGAACCUUUUAGAAUUGUAUAAAGAUACUCAUGCUAAAAUGAACAAAAGUCAUGCCCAACAUAUAGAAACAUUAUUUGGCAGUCCAUUUAUGAAAAACAUAGGAGAACUUGAUGAAAAAUUAAACAAAUUCGUUGGUUCAUUUAUUAGAUCAAUUUAUUCACCGAAUGGAGACGGUUGUACAGAUCGUAUUUCUAUAGAUAUGAAAAAUCACGUAUGUGUCUGCUGUAAAUACAAAAAACAAGAUGCCAGUUCAUGGCAGAACUCAGAAGAAUCAAGUUCUAAGCAACUUAGUCAAAAUAAUGAUGUGGAUCGUUCAUAUACAAACGAUCAAUUGUUUCGUGAUCUUUUUUUGUGGUCGAUUUUUAUGGAUAUGCCUCAAAUGGCCAAAAUAUUUCUAUUUUAUUUACAGUCUCGUAUUUGUGCUUCUUUAUUUGCCUCGGCUAUAUUUAAAAAAUAUGCGGAAGCAUCGACAAAUCCUGAAUAUAAAGAAAAACUUCGAACUCAAGCACUUGAAUUUGAAACAUAUGCAGCGAAAUUCAUUAAUAGAUGUUAUCAAUAUAAUGAGAGAUUAGCAUGUGAAUUACUUUUACGAGAAAUACCACUUUUUGGCCAUGUUACAUGCAUGCAGGUUGCGAUUUCAAGUAAAAGUCAAAAAUUAGUUGCAACAUCUUGUUUUGAUCAAACUUUGAAUCAAGUAUGGUUCAAUAAAUUAUCUAUUGCAAAUCAUGGUAUAUUUGAACAAUCAAGGCAAGUUCUAGCUAUAUUAUCUGUCGGUCUACUAGCACCUCUCAUUAUUUCCUAUCGAGAAGAAGAUUUUGAAAUCAAAGGUGAUCGGUUAUCUUCACAUGGUAUAAAUUAUUAUAUGGUUAAAAAAUCACCUAAAAAUUGUUUUGCUCGAUUUGGGACUCGUUUUAUUGAUUUUCAUAACAGUCCAAUGAUAGAAAUGUGGUAUCAUUUAAUCAGUUACAUAUGGUUUUUACUUGUAUUUAGUUACAUGAUGCUUUAUCAUUGUGAUAGUCCAGCUACAUUUACAGUUCCACAUUGGACUGAAAUUUACGUGAUAAUAACAAUAUCAAGCAUGUUUAUUGAAGAAUGUCGAAAAUUGUGCUAUGAAUAUAAAACACGAAUGGUUGAACGAUGGGGUUCAACAGAAUCGAUUCUUCUAACACUGUUAACAAUUAUAUUUUAUUUUGCACCUUAUUUUCUAUUUUAUCUGGGUCUUUGUUUUCGAUUCGGAACUUAUGAUAAAGAUAUACAAACUACCGCAAGGAUUAUUUUGGCAUUUGAUCUUGAAUUAUGGUAUAUUAAAUCACUGAAAUUCAUGAUGGGUAUAAAAUCGUUUGGUCCAAAACUAUUUAUGCUUAAAAAUAUGCUUCGAGAUUUAUCUGGUUUUGUUUAUAUGAUUUUCAUAGCAAUAGCUGCGUAUGGAGUAGUAUCUCGUGCGAUGAUUUUUUACAAACAAAUUCCAUUUACUUUCAACGAUAUAGUUAAGGAAAUCUUUUAUGAACCAUAUUGGUUUAUAUAUGGAACAAUAGCUGAUAAAGAUUUACUUGAUGAGAAAAUCAAAAAUGAUACAGCAUCAAUUGUAGCAGAAGCAACAGCUACACACAUUUUAUUAGCAUUUCACAUGUUGUUUAUUAAUAUUCUCAUACUAAAUUUAUUAAUUGCAGUUUUUACUCAUACAAUUGAUGCAGUAAAAGAAAACACUCAGUUUUAUUGGCGUUAUCAACGUUAUGCAUUUGUUCGAGAAUAUUUUGAACGUCUUUUAUUUGCUUAUCCGCCAUUGAACAUUUUGACAUAUAUCGUGAUAUUGUUCAUUAUUCUUCAACAGAAAUGUUACCGAAAAUUAUGUAAUAGUCAAGUUGAAGUUGAAAGUCAUAAAUCAAAAUCAAAAGGAAUUCUUCGAGUUUUUAGUAAAUUCGAUAAUUUCUUUUCGUUUCUAGUUAAAUUAAUGUAUAAAAUUGAUUUAGAAAUGAUUUCAGCGAAUGAAUACGAAGGAACGGAUCGAUGGGAUGCAUUUGAAAAUGCAGCUACCCUUAUUGACGCUCGUUCAAUACUCGAAGAAACUAAAAAGAUAGAUGUUUUAACUACAGAUACGAUUCAUUCAACAAAAACAACGGAUACUACUGAGCAUGACCCUAUUUUCUUUCUUUUCUUGACUUUAAUGAUAGUUUUUGUAUAG
Rotaria sp. Silwood1 is the source of this 3663-nucleotide messenger RNA. The record is from the annotation of a GenBank genome assembly. NCBI's taxonomy places the organism in Eukaryota, Metazoa, Rotifera, Eurotatoria, Philodinida, Philodinidae.